Messenger RNA from Rotaria sordida, 1029 nucleotides. The record is from the annotation of a GenBank genome assembly. NCBI's taxonomy places the organism in Eukaryota, Metazoa, Rotifera, Eurotatoria, Philodinida, Philodinidae.
AUGUAUCGUAAUAGUCAAAAUAACGAUUAUAGAAAUUAUUCUCAUCUACCUCCAUCAAUUUCAACAUAUUCACGAAAUACUGAUCAUCAGUAUUAUAAACCACGUUCACGUACUGCACAAAUCAUUUCUUCAAAUACAACAUUAAUUCCCGCAUUUACUUCACCAAGUUUUCCACAUCAAUAUCAACUAUCAACGACCACUUCGAAUUUAGAAGAACCAAUAUCGAUUUUUGAUAAUCAAAAACCUCCUCCACAUCGUCGAUAUACUAUUGCUGGUUUUCCACCAGUAUAUAUACCGCCGAAUCCGAGUCGACGUUUAUCAGUACAUGAUGCACGUCUUAUGGCAGCAAGUGCUACGCGCCAACGAUUAUUAACAGAUAUUCAACGGAAUAUCAAUGAGAUUGAUCGAGAACUAUCUUCAUUACCACCAAAAUGUUCAAUUCCACGUUAUAUUCCACCUCGUUUUUCAUCGUUUGCAGAUGUACCACAGACAUCAUUUCAUCAAAAAACUCUUUCACCAAAUAAUGAAAAUCAAAUUUUGCCAUAUAGACCGAAAAGCAUUUAUAAAGUUAUUCCACAUAUAACAAGUGAAUCAACAAAGACAUCUCAACAUUCAACUCCAAAACUAACUGAUCGAAAUACUUUACAGUCAUUUAUCGGUCAAUAUCAUUAUGGACUAGAAAUUGAAGACAAUGAAAUUCUUGAAAAAGAUUUAGAAAAUUUAGAUCUUAAAUCACUUGUUGAUGAAAUAUCUCAAUUCAAUUCCCAUGAAAUACUUUCUCUUGAUGAAUUUCGUCGUGAACAAUCUGAUUUAGCACAAAAUCGUGCAUUAGUUUUAGUUCCAGAAUAUGGUGAUGAUAAUAAAAAUACAAUUAAUGAAUCAACAACAGAAGAUAUUCGUCAAAAUAACUCAACCGAUACAAACAUGGGAAGCAGAACGUAUAGACUAGAUAGGCUUGAGUCUCAUCAAGAUUUGCCACGAUUAGACUCAGUCUCACCAGAAUUAACUGUGUUAGACAAAAUUAGUUGA